Molecule: messenger RNA, 2551 nt
Organism: Setaria italica (foxtail millet)
Lineage: Eukaryota; Viridiplantae; Streptophyta; Magnoliopsida; Poales; Poaceae
Product: G-type lectin S-receptor-like serine/threonine-protein kinase At2g19130
Exons: 1
Coding region: 43-2448 (801 amino acids)
Biological process (GO): recognition of pollen; protein phosphorylation
Molecular function (GO): protein serine/threonine kinase activity; ATP binding
Source: RefSeq, a predicted model, not a curated record
UCAACAGCAGUAGUCUUCCUUCCCAUUGUUCCAUCAAUAGCCAUGCUUUCAGCCGAGUCUCUCAUGAUCAUGGGCGGCCUUCUCCUCACCUUGCACCUACACACUCUCCCAUGCCAUGCUGCCAUGGACACCAUCUCACCUGGCCAAGAGCUUGCCAGCGGCGACAAGCUCAUGUCCACCAACGGCAGGUUCGCGCUCGGUUUCUUCCAAACCGAGCGUAAUUCCUCCAACAACGUUCCAAAAUGGUACCUUGGAAUUUGGUUCCAUACGAUCCCCAAAUUCACUCCCGUGUGGGUUGCCAAUCGCGAAAACCCAAUCGCCAACCUCACAUCGUGCAAGCUCUUGCUUAGUUCCCAUGAUGGCAACCUUGUCAUCCUAGCCAACGACCACCAGGCCCUCGGAUCCAUGAUUUGGACCAGCAAAGCCAACACCACAACCAACAACACCAUAGCUGCUCUCCUGGACAAUGGAAACCUUGUCCUACGCAGCGCUUCCAAUGAAUCCAUUGUUUUCUGGCAAAGCUUCGACCACCCAACCGAUACCCUUCUUCAAGGUGGAAAGUUCGGCUGGAACAAUUCCACCGGCUUGAUCCGCCGUCUCGUCUCCAGCAAGAACACAAUUGACCAAGCUCCCGGCAUGUACUAUUUCGAGUUGUUUGGUCACAAUGGCUAUACUUCCGUGGUUUCUACAUUCAACUCGUCCAAAACAUACUGGUCCAGUGGGGAUUGGGAUGGCCGACACUUCAGCAACAUGCCAGAGACGGUAGGGCAGACCUGGCUCUCGGUUAAUUUCACUAGCACCGAGCAAGAGAAGUACGUCGUGUACACAAUUGAAGAUCCAACAGUGUUGUCACGCAGCAUAAUGGAUGUCUCCGGGCAACUGAAGGUGCUCGUGUGGUUUGAGGGAUCGCGAGAUUGGCAGGCCAUCUUCACGGCACCAAAAUCUCAGUGCGAUGUCUAUGCUUCCUGUGGCCCUUUCACAGUCUGCAACGAUGUACCAUUCCCCUCCUGCACCUGCAUGAAGGGCUACUCCAUACAAUCGCCUCAAGAUUGGGAGCUUGACGAUCGAACAGGUGGAUGCGCAAGGAAUACUCCACUGUCCUGUGAAGGCAACACUAGUGCAGCCGGCAUGGCAGAUAAGUUCUACCCUAUGUCUUCUGUGCAACUUCCUGCUGAUGCCCAAAAUGUUGGGACAGCUACAAGUGCAGGAGAAUGCUCACUUGCUUGCCUGGGAAGCUGCUCCUGCACUGCAUAUUCCUACGAUCAAGGUGGUUGCUCCAUUUGGCAUGAUAAGCUGCUCAAUGUACGGCAACAAGGUAACAGUGUUCUUCUCCUUCGCCUCGCUGCAAAAGAAUUACAAAGUAGUAAAGGUAGUAAUAGAAUGGGAGUGAUCAUUGGUGCUGCUGUUGGUGCAAGUACUGCUACUUUGGUUUUAAUCUUUCUACUGAUUAUUUGGAUGAGAAAAGGGGGGCGGUAUGGUGACGAUGUCCAGGGUGGUAUGGGGUUAAUUGCAUUUCGAUAUGUCGAUUUACAGAAUGCAACCAAGAAUUUUUCAGACAAGUUGGGGGCCGGUAGUUUCGGUUCAGUAUUCAAGGGGUCGUUGAAUGACUCAACUAACAUAGCUGUGAAAAGGCUGGACGGAGCCCGCCAAGGAGAGAAGCAAUUCAGGGCUGAGGUGAGCUCAAUUGGGGUCAUUCAGCAUGUCAACUUAGUUAAACUGAUUGGCUUUUGCUGUCAAGGUGAUAGGAGGUUACUUGUGUAUGAACACAUGCCCAAUGGCUCCCUGGAUGCCCAUCUCUUCCAGGGUAAUGGCACAGUAUUGGAUUGGACUACCAGGUACCAAAUAGCAGUCGGAGUUGCUAGAGGACUAGCCUAUUUGCAUGCGAGUUGUCGGGACUGUAUUAUACAUUGUGAUAUCAAACCAGAGAACAUACUUCUUGAUGGGUCUUUCACUCCGAAAGUUGCUGAUUUUGGAAUGGCUAAGUUUUUGGGAAGGGAUUUCAGUCAUGUUGUGACUACAAUGAGAGGAACCAUAGGGUACCUUGCUCCGGAGUGGAUUAGCGGUACAGCUAUCACAUCUAAAGUCGAUGUUUACAGCUAUGGGAUGGUUUUGUUAGAGAUCAUAUCAGGCAGCAGGAACUCAACUAAGCAAUCUACCCUUGAUAGCGUCGUCCAUCAAGCAUAUUUCCCGGUGCAAGUUGCACGCAGUCUUCUCGAUGGAGACAUUGCUAGUCUGGUGGAUGCGAACUUGUUGGGUGAAGCAAACCUGGAGGAGGUUGAAAGACUUUGCAAAGUCGCAUGUUGGUGUAUUCAGGAUGUUGAGCUUGAUCGACCUACAAUGAGUGAGGUGGUGCAGUCUCUUGAGUGUCUGUGCGAAGUUGAGACACCUCCUGUGCCAAGAUUGCUUCAAGCUAUGGCAGGUCAGCAGCCAAAUUCGAAGAUAGUAUGAUGUCUAGUUUUGGUUCUUGUUUAGUCUCCAUUUAUUUUUUGUUUGGGUCAUUCAAUUUGUAAUUCAAAUUUGAUACUAAUUAAGUCUAUUUUGAUUAUCUAAA